UGAGACCGGUUCUCUCUCCAAUCUUCACUCACAACCGAAUUCUCAGACUCAGCCAACCCGAAACAAUCUAUAUAUGAUUCUUCAUUCCUAACCUCAUGAUUCUCGUUUACUCAUUCCCCUCCCAACCGUAUCAUCAAUUUCCGUUUCCGACACCAUCCACCGAGAACUCCCUCCACGUGUCACUCCUCCAUUCGCCGUCCCUCCGGUGCCUGUGAUCACCGCCUCACACCGCUAUCAAACCCCCCAACGCCUCAACCUUCUCCCCUUUUCGUAACAGUUUCCUCGUCGCACCAAAACACUACACAAUACUUCCCUCUUCUCUGUCUCACACACACUCAACACUGAAAUUGAGAUUACAGCAUAUUCAUGGAUAUGGCUCAGGUGAAGACACGAGCUCGAACUGCAUUGGGCGUUGGAGCUUCUGCGACUUCACCGAAGAGAAGGAAAAUCGCCAUUAACAACAGCAACAACAUCUCACCGUCCUCCUUCGUUCAACUCAAGAGUUUGAGUAAUACAACCUCGCCGGAGUCGGAGGAGCGCUGUUCCGGCGAAUCUCCGGCGUCGUGUUGCUCCAGCAACGGAUCCUUCGACGAAAACCGAAUCAUCAAAUUCUCAGAUCUGGAGGUAGAGAACGCUCAAGUUGAAACGUCGACGUGCAACUGCGGUGAACAACAAAUGAGGAGAGAGAUGAGUCUCUCGAGUGAGCUUCGAAUUGCGAAUUCGCAGGAGGUGGAUUCAGCGGAGAAGAAGCCAACGAUGCAGACCAAAACCAAAUCUCGAUGUGGCGUUCCACCAGCGCCGCAGAAAAGGCCAACGGAGUCGGAGCUCGAAGAAUUCUUCGCCGUCGCGGAGAAAGACAUUCAGAAACGCUUCUCAGAAAAGUAUAAUUAUGAUAUUGUGAAAGACAUGCCCUUGGAAGGACGAUACGAGUGGGUGAAAUUGAAGCCAUAAAAGUGACCAACCUUGAAGAAAGAAAACGGUGAAAUGCUACUUGCUGACAUUAUUCUCACAUUAAAUUUACUUGAGGUACUUGAUUUUAAUUACUUCUGUUUUCUGUCUUCCACGGUCGGAGUACGCUUUUGUUUGGUGUACAGUUAUGUUUAGUUUUCCUCCAUGGUUAAUUAAGGUGGAGGGGGAUUUAUCUCGCUUUUGUUAGUUGUGUACGGGUUAUAGAUACGGAGAAGCUAGUUCUGUGCGGAAUUCUGUAAAUUCCGUUGGUAAUGACUGUAGCGCAAAUGGUUCCUAUAAGGCUAUAACAAAAUUGUAGCCUCAAUUUUCUUUCUUUGUGCUUCCCCCUAAAAUUCGUGUCUGUUUCUCUGUUUUUAACUUUGAAGGGUACAGCAAAGUCAGUGACUGUUAUGUUAUCUUCUCUUUUUUCUUUAUCUUUUCUUUCCUUC
Vigna unguiculata (cowpea) is the source of this 1397-nucleotide messenger RNA. Its product is annotated as cyclin-dependent kinase inhibitor 7-like. Gene Ontology annotation, biological process: negative regulation of cyclin-dependent protein serine/threonine kinase activity. Gene Ontology annotation, cellular component: nucleus. NCBI's taxonomy places the organism in Eukaryota, Viridiplantae, Streptophyta, Magnoliopsida, Fabales, Fabaceae. Gene Ontology annotation, molecular function: cyclin-dependent protein serine/threonine kinase inhibitor activity. The record is from RefSeq and is a predicted model, not a curated record.